This is a messenger RNA of Dibothriocephalus latus, 405 nucleotides long. The record is from the annotation of a GenBank genome assembly. NCBI's taxonomy places the organism in Eukaryota, Metazoa, Platyhelminthes, Cestoda, Diphyllobothriidea, Diphyllobothriidae.
AUGCCGGAAAAUGCACACCCACCUCUUCACGACCCUCGUUUACCUGUCGAUAGCCUUCGACUAAGUGAAUCGCGUCGGAUGGUGAAAAUUAACGCAGAAAUUUAUCUGGCAGAACGCUUCACACACAUGAUACGACAGCUCAACGAUAGGGUGAUGGCGCACCUCACGGACAACGGGACGGUCCUCGAAGCCUUCGCAGUGACCAAUGGAUUGAAGCACGGCUGUGUUCUCACGCCUAUCCUCCUCAUUUUUAUGCUCCCUGCCACGCUGAUGGAUGCCUACCGUGACGAACGCCCCGGAAUCCACAUCAGCAGCGGCACACAAAUGCAAGCAGUGGACGUGCAGAAGGGUUUGGGAAUAUGGAUCUCGACCUCGAUUAAACCCAUGAUGCACUGUUCAAAGUAG